AUGGAAGUGAGGGAUAAGCGGGCGAGCCAAUCACAGGGCUACAAGCACACGACCAACAACCGUAUGGAGUUGAUGGGCGCGGCUGAAACUCUGGAUUUGAUCGAUAACGUAGAAAAAGUCAUCUUGAUCACCGAUUCCGAGUACUUGGUGAGUGCGAUGACGCGCGGGUGGGCGAAGCGUUGGCGCAAAAAUCAGUGGGUUAAGCAGGACGGCGAGAAGGCCAAGAACACCGAUCUGUGGAAGCGCAUCCUUCAUGCCAGCGACCGCUUGAAGCGAGUGGAGUUCCGGUGGGUGCGUGGCCAUGCCAAGUUCCGUGAGGCCUUUGGGUCGGAAAACGCGAUGUGUGACAAGCUAGCCAAAGAAGCGGCUGGUCAGCCGGAAGAAAAGCUUGCUGGCGGACGACGGGUACGAAGAUUAGUUCGCCUGGGUUCAGUUGGCGGUCAACGCGGGCCCAGGAAGAUUUUAGCGGUCUUCGCGCUUUCGGCCUCGCGCAUCGAUGGACACCCUAGAAUUGUGCCCAAGAUGACGUCUAGCUCACAACAAGAUCUUUUCGUUUACUCCGAUGGUGGUGCCAUCGGUAACCCGGUCCGGGGGGAUUCGGUGUCGUGA
Geodia barretti is the source of this 609-nucleotide messenger RNA. NCBI's taxonomy places the organism in Eukaryota, Metazoa, Porifera, Demospongiae, Tetractinellida, Geodiidae. The record is from the annotation of a GenBank genome assembly.